AUGCUCAUCCUCGUCUUGACGUCCUUCAUCCUUGGAGCCAGUGCCAUUGAGCCAUGCGUGCCAUACAUCAGUGAAAUAUCAAAUUUCACCUUUGGAAACUCCAGGAAUUUGCAAUUCAUUGAACUGCAAGUCGCGGAAAGUUGCCGCACAAAUCGUAAGGCAAUGCAGGAAAUGAUCUUUAGCGAUUACGGCCUUGUCAUUCUUCACACAAAAUCGCGAGAGAAAGGAGAUCGCUUAGCAUUUGAGAUGAAAACAUUCGUGAAAUUUGCGAGAUCGCUCUGGCCCAAGCAACGCCAUGAAACCAACGCAAAGAGAGGUGGCCGCAGAGUUGCUGAUCAAUUUCUAGCGUUUUUCGUGGUGGGUGGGCCAGCUUCACUUGCUCCUCCUGUAACCGCCAGUGAACGUUCUGGAGAAGCGAUCAAUUGGGAUAUGUACACAAGCGAUAUCGGUGGCAAGUGCGGAUCUCUUAUCAACUGGCCUCAUUGCGAGCAGGCAAUGCCUCAGGGGCAAGGAUCUCUAGACAGGUUUCUGGUAACCGAAUCGCCUUCUCCUGUUUUCGUGCAUAUUUCAAGCGAAAAGGAAUUGCUGCAAGGUCAAACAGUGAUCGUCCUCGUGCAAUUUGACCACAAAAAGAGGAAAGAAGAAGCGGAUUAUUUUUCGCGUGCGUUCAGCUACGUGCAGUUUGAUUCCAACAAGAACAAAUAUUUUGCACCGGAGUUGGUAGUCACGCGAGAAAAGCAGGAGUGGCUCUCAGCACGUGUCAGGGAUAUGAUUGUGCUGACACCCUCCCUGGACGAAAGUGAAAUACUCCCAUUGCACCGUUUGAAAUAUCUUAUCUCCCCUCAUCUUCCUGUUGCGAUCCAUGUCCUACCGGAAGGUUUCACCGCCCUCAAAGGGGACGAGUCCAUUUCUCGUUGCUCUUUGGAGGAGCAUAUAUUUGCUAUCACCAAACAGACUCCCGGCAGUGACAACCUCUGCGACUUCAACGUCAAUUAUCUACAUAGAACACCUAUCACAGAACUUUGCGAGCCGGAUGAAACACCUGAAGACAAUACCAUUUCCGAAGAUAUGAUUUUGGACACUGAAGAGUUUUAUGAGCCACACCUAGAUAUACUCAUGGAUGUGGAUGAUGUUGCAGCAUCAACAUCGCAGCAACCCGCCACUCCUGCUCCCGCAACUCCUGCUCCCACUACUCUCAGUUCUGCCGCUCUCGCUCCCGUCACUCCUGCUCCUCAACGACGCUCUUGCCCGAACUUGGAAUUGAUUCGGAAGCAGGACAAGGCUAUAAUCAGCCUCAAUCGACUUUUGGAAGGUGAAGAACGUAUCCAAAAUCAAGUAUGCACUGUGGAUGCUAGAGUAAGACAAAUACAGUCAAAUCUGAAUGAACAGGAAGAGUUGCGAAAGGCAGCGGCGGAGUACGCGACUUUGGAAGUGAGACGAAAGUUCGGAAAAGAAAUGGACCCUGAACUACCCGAUAAACUGAGGAGGUUGAGGCACAUUGGCAUCGAUUUUACCGACAAUCAGAUCAAAAAAAUGAGCUUUUCUUGGCUGCAAUUGGUACUGGACGAUUCUGACUUGACAAAUUCGUUUUUCCGUUGUAAACUUUGCAACAGAGAGCAUCCUUUGCGAAAUCAGGAGUCGUUGUUCGAACACUGUUCUAGAGCCAUUUAUGAUAAGGGCAAGUCAACAAAUUCGAUGGGAGCGAACAAAGUGUUGUGCAUCAAACAGGCGGCAGAUGCUCCUAGAGGUUGGAAACAUGGGCUGUUCAGGAUAAUCGAUAGCCACGUAAGCACGAAGGAACACUUGCAAGGACAAAAAAUGUUUCAUCAAGCUUGUGGAGCUCAGCAGCAAGAAAAUUUGAAGUUCGCCGUGCAGGCAACAAUGACAGCAACUUUAUCGGCGUACACCAUAGCGAAACAGGGACUCCCGCUGUCUACGCAAUUCCCUCUUUUGAUGUUUGCGCUGCAAAGUGGUGCAAGCGUUGGUUCAGCCCACUACGAAGCGACCACUGCCAAACGGAUGAUAAAAAACUUUGCUGUGCAUAUCGAGUACGAACUCUUCAGAUACCUAACUAGUAAUGACCUUCCCUUUUCCAUAUUACUGGAUGGAUCAUCGUCUUCUCGAGGCACAAAAUGGAUGUGUUACAUGAUACGAACUUUAACCCCGUCGUUCAACCCCUAUACAUUUCACCUUCUAAUCGCUGAGUUAAGACGCGAAACAGGAGAGAGCAUAACAGAUACUCUACUGUCGCACUUGAAGAAACGAUCAUCAUGGAAAGAAUCUCCUGGACUCUCCACAUCACCGUAUGAUCAUGCUAUGAAAAGACUCGUGGCAAUCACGACUGACGGAGCCUCUACGAUGACUGGGCAUAUUGACGGUGUUUAUGGAAGGCUUAAACGUCACAUAAAGGAACAGACGGAAGGUUCUUUCUCACCGAGACACAACUUGCUGCUGUUUGUUUGUUCGGCGCAUAAGCUCAAUCUUGCCAUGAAAGAUGCACCUCAUCCCGGCUACAAACUUGCUAGAGCACUCAUCAUGGAAAUGCACAGAAUUUUUGGUGCCACGCAAUCUUCUUCUGCCCGCAGGCACUACAAGGACGUAGCAAAAUUGAUGUCGUUUGUAAACUUAGAGAUGGGCCAAUUUUUUGCCAUAAGAUGGACAGACAGUUUCAGAAAGGGCCUGAACAAUGUCGUUCGCAUGUGGCCCGUGCUCAUCGAAAGUUUACACAGGGUAGCUGAAGACAGUACCAUUGCAGAGAACACGCGCACACGAGCAAGACUUGCGUCUUGGAUUAUGAGAGACGGGCGCGUUUUUUUCAUGAUUCAAUAUGUUUUAGGCGCACUUGACACCAUCGCGUCGCUUUCUCUGACUUUCCAGAAUUCCGACAGUCUGGCAGUCGAUGCUAUGGAAAGUGGUCGCGCCGCGCAACGCAAAUUGAUAGAUGAGUCCGUAGUCGACUCCGUAAGUAAUCGUGUGUUAAAAGAGUUGACUAGGCACAGAAGUGUAGUGUGCCUCUUUGACGACAACCGAAAAAACCGAAAACUGUUGGAUAGAGAGUUUUUGAAGAAAUACUAUUCGCACCCGGAGGAUAGCUCACCUGAAGCUGAAGUGAAUCAACAUUUGGAAAAAUGGCAGCUGAUAUACCUGCCAAAGCAUUUUAAAGAUUACAAGCCGAGAAACGAAGAAGAGUUAACAGAUGAAGAAAAAGAGUUGAGAUCUGCGCUUAUAUCGCAAAAGAACUUCAGGUCGCUGGAAGUGAGAACAAACGAUGAUGAUUUUUUUGAAAAUGUCGACCCGGAAUCAGAAAGUUUAUUUUUUGAUCAUCAGGACUCCCCCGACAUGGUGCAGGAACCGGGUCUCAAUUUUGGGCUAGGGUCAAGCUAUCGCAGUUUCUUAUCGAAACUUGGUGACAAGAGCGUAUGGGAUGAGGCCCAAGCAAUGUAUACGGACAUAUAUGCUUCCAUCGGCAAUAGAAUGCAAAGUUCAUCUAUUCCUGAUUCCAUCUUUGUUGCAGUUGACCGCCACAUAAUUCUCGAUAUCAUAGACUUUGAAGGACAGUUUCCAACAGCAUGGGAAAAAUAUGCGCCUCCGACUGCUACUUUCGAAAAUAGAGGCUUCGCACACUACAUUGGUUUCGGCGACGUAUACGACACUGCUACUCGAAACAAAAUGUUCGAUGAGUCAAUAGGAUUGUUGGAAGACUACUGUGUGGCGCCCCGACUCAAAGAACCGCUAUACACUUUCUACUCGUCUUUGCACAACAGAGUGCAUGAUCUGCGGGAGUGGCCACAAGAUCUACGAGAAGAUAAGACCUCUAGAAGGCUUUAUCAGAAGCUUCUGGAAUUUCGCGACGAGCUUGACAUGCCACCAGAGGUUGAACUGGUGUUCAAAUGCGUGCUCGUAAUACCCGCUAGCAAUGCUGACUCUGAGCGGACUUUUUCUACGGCGAAUCGUCUAACAGCGGGAGAGAGAAGCAGCUUGUCCACCAAAACAAUUAACGCUGUGAUGCACGUGCAGCAAAAUGGUCCCAAUCUUCUCACAGUUUCACCUAAAAAACUGGCGCAUCAGUGGAUCAGUCCCAAACCCGGACUCCAACUGCCACGUGGAAUUCACUCAUCAAAGGGGUCUACCACGAACAUGAUGUCCACGAUACAAAAAGCUUAUUUCAAAAAGACAUGGGAUGCCGACUCUUUCCAGGAAGUACUGGGAAGCGAAGUCGAUGUAGAGGGCCUGCUGAAUGUGUUUGCCGAACAAGCUGUGAAAAAAUCUCUUUACAGCAAGAGCGAUAUCGAGGUUAUUCGUCAAGAAAUUAUCGCUGAGGAAAAGGCAAAAUCCGAGAUCUUUAGCAUUGGUUUAGCUCACGUCAACGACGUUGAUGAUCAGUGA
Molecule: messenger RNA, 4386 nt
Organism: Cylicocyclus nassatus
Lineage: Eukaryota; Metazoa; Nematoda; Chromadorea; Rhabditida; Strongylidae
Source: the annotation of a GenBank genome assembly